Messenger RNA from Artibeus jamaicensis (Jamaican fruit-eating bat), 4056 nucleotides. It is a transcript of the gene DUSP3, whose product is annotated as dual specificity phosphatase 3. The record is from RefSeq and is a predicted model, not a curated record. Gene Ontology annotation, cellular component: cytoplasm. Gene Ontology annotation, molecular function: protein tyrosine/serine/threonine phosphatase activity; MAP kinase phosphatase activity. The coding region runs from base 81 to 638 and encodes 185 amino acids. Gene Ontology annotation, biological process: protein dephosphorylation; negative regulation of MAPK cascade. NCBI's taxonomy places the organism in Eukaryota, Metazoa, Chordata, Mammalia, Chiroptera, Phyllostomidae. The transcript has 3 exons.
CUCCGGAGCCCCCGCCCAGCUGACCGGACCGCUCUCCCCUCUCUGUCCGCCGCCCCGGCGUGCAGGGCCCGGCCGCCGCCAUGUCUGGCCCCUACGAGCUCUCGGUGCAGGAUCUCAACGACCUGCUCUCGGACGGCAGCGGCUGCUACAGCCUCCCGAGCCAGCCCUGCAACGAGGUCACCCCCAGGAUCUACGUGGGCAACGCGUCUGUGGCUCAAGACAUCCCCAAGCUGCAGAAACUGGGCAUCACCCACGUCCUGAACGCUGCUGAGGGCCGGUCCUUCAUGCACGUCAACACCAACGCCAACUUCUAUAAGGACUCCGGCAUCACCUACCUGGGCAUCAAGGCCAACGACACGCAGGAGUUCAACCUUAGCGCCUACUUUGAAAGGGCCGCGGACUUUAUCGACCAGGCCUUGGCUCACAAGAAUGGCCGUGUGCUUGUCCACUGCCGUGAAGGUUACAGCCGCUCCCCAACUCUAGUUAUCGCGUACCUCAUGAUGCGGCAGAAGAUGGACGUCAAGUCUGCCCUGAGCAUCGUGAGGCAGAACCGUGAGAUUGGCCCCAACGACGGUUUCCUGGCUCAGCUGUGCCAGCUCAAUGACAGACUAGUCAAGGAGGGGAAAUUGAAACUCUAGGUACCCCCACUGCCUCCUCUGGAGAGGUUGGACAGGGGGGGCCCUGGUUGAGGCGUCCCAAACUGCCAUGUUUAGGAAACACAAUGUCCCCUGCUCCCAGCAUCACCAGGCACUCACCCACAAAUCUGCCCCAACCAACAUGGCCCUGGGCCUCUUUACCCUGCAGGGAGCAUAUAAAGAAGCUUGCUAUGGAGGACGUUUUUGUUCCCUGGUGUGUCCCAUGCCUGUGGUUUAUGACGUCCCCCACUGGGGCGGGGCUGCAGAGGGAGAUGUGGAACAUGUCUGCUUCCGGGGGGCCCAGGGCAGUAGGUCCGCGGGAGCGGGAGGCCUGAGAUGCUCACAGGGGCCCUCCUGAUCGCCCCACUCCCACCCUGCUCCUGGUCCUCUCCUGAGUGGGGACCGCAGCACCCGAAGCCUUGUAAAGGAACUAUGCAAACUUGAGCCCCUCUCUCCCGCCAUGUCUGUCCCCCGUCUCCUCACAGCCACCCACACUCUGCUCAUAGGCAGAGACAUCCUGAGGUCUGCGGCUGGCGUGGGACAGCCAUCAGUUGUUAGUGGGUGGAAAUGCCCAUGGAGAGACCACAUUUUAAUUAUUUCUUUAGGAUUAAAGACACCUAAACAACCAGGCCCUCAGGGAGGCAAACGGACUCCCCCGGGGGUCUCUCCUGCACCAGAAGUUUCUCAAGCCUUGGAAGGCUUGUGUCCCGAGUCCACUGGAACGUGUCCCUGGACCGCUCUGGUCACUUGGCUUGUCCAGAGAGUGGUGCCUUGGGCAUGGUGUGUUUGUCUUUUUUAGAAAACAGGGUGUUAAAGUCCAGCCUAUUUAAAGCCCCGCCAUUUGGAGAAUUACAAGGGUUUUGUCCUGAAUUAUAGUGUUGGCGAGCCCAGGCUGCUCGUGCCAGCUGCUUUUUGUCUCAGUUGCUAUUCCCAGACCAGGAGGAGGAAGUUGGCCAAUUACAGCGUGUACGUGGGGGUGUGUGUGUCGGGGGGGGGGUGUCUCAGAAACACAGCCAGGGCACAGGGGAGCAGGGAGAUGAACGGUCCCUGGCUCCCUGCCGGCCCACUCACAGGCCUUUCUUACGGCUCUCUGGUGCCAGGAAAGACCCUGGACACCAGGGUCUGAGAAAUGACUCAGCUGGGCCGAAAUGAAACACAUCCAAAUGGAAUCCUUAUUGGUGGGAGAGCAAACAAGCAAACAAACAAACAAAAAGAAGUGACUUUUUUAGGAUAACAUGUGUGCGCACAUUUGUCAGAAUGUAGAAUUUUAUUCUCAACACAGUCUUGUUAGGGCUUUGCAUGAUUGUCGUCAUGGAAAGCGAUACAAUUCUGUCAUCUUCAGGUUCCCUCGUGGCAGAAGGGUGGUCCUCUGCCAUGUCCCCCAAGGCCUAGCACAUAGGUGUCUGAUAAAAGUUUGUGGAAUUAAACUUUUUUUUUUUGGAAGCACCAAAUAUAUGUAGGGCGUUGUUCUGGUGGGUGUGUCAAGCUCCCAGAAUCCCCAGUUUGUGGUAGGAUCCCUUGCAAGGAUUUUUGCAAAGGAGUCUUACCUGAAGUGAAAUAUCAGGGACUUUUGUUAAAUAUUUAAAAUUGUUUGAAGUUUAAACUCAGCCAGUAUUAACACGUGGAAGCACGGACUGUGCCUUUUUCAGCUGAGCGGGAGCUGUGGCCGGGACCAGGAGGAGCAGGUGUGCCUCUGGACUCACAGGCGCGACAGCGUCUCAGUGGGAGCAGCGCCGUGUGGCCCAGCUGGCCCCCCCGUCCUCUGUGACCCCAAACACAGCCCUGCACGCAUCCGGAUCUGUCUUCUUUUUCAGAUACCGGCUGCCCAGAGAGAGCCACCUGAGUGAGAUGGCCAUUCUCUACACUGUACCUCACAGUUUUCAGGUUGCCCCCCACUCAGUCUGACUUGAUCCUGGCGGUGACCCUCAUUGGUAGAGAUUCAUGUCCUGUUCCCUUAAAAAAAAAAAAAAAGGAGCUGGGUGGGUUCAGGGUGACUAAGGGCAUGGCCCAGCUCACGGCAGAGUUGGGGCACUAUUUCAGAUUUGUUGCUCCCUGAAGUGGAAUUCUUUCUCUCAUACCACACUUCUCCUCAAGAAGUGAGCCUCCUGGGAGUGACCAGGUGCACUGCACCUGCCCUUGACCCAGCCCGUGUGCACAAGGGCCACUUAGCUUUGUGGACAGAGGACAAUGAUUCGAGCUGUGGUGCCAAGGGAAGAUCUGGAUGAGGGCGGGAUGGAGCUGGCACAGGAAGAGGAAGUAAAUGAUUGGGUCAGACAAGUGGCUCUUCUCCCAGGAAACGUGUAGCAUCCCCAGGUCUCAGCUUUCGGCUGUACUUCUGGAAGAGGCUCAGAAUGUGGGUCUGGGGCUCCCCUCCCACACCCAGGCAGGGGUCACCCCACAGGAUCGCCACAGCUAUUUGGGAGCUCUGCUGGAAGGCCUGGUUGUGGGGGGUAUGAGGGAGAAGAGGUAAGUGGGAGAAUUACUGCUUUCACUUUGGGACAACUUUUAUGCCAACGACUUGGGAUUUCUCCGUAGUCUGUAUUCUCAGAAACCCCAUACUUACGAGAUUAGCCUCCCGUCCUUUGAGGAAAUGAAUUCUAUUGUGUAAGGGUCAACACACGCCCAGCGCUGAGUGGAAGCUGUUUCCGGACAGCUUUUUGCCCCUGGGAAGUGAUGAAAUAGGAACUCAGGGUGCCCUCACUCCCUCCCGUGACCUGGUUGGUUCCUUUCCUUGACUAGCAGACCCCCUCCCCAAAUUAGAGCGCCAAGCGAUUCUUCUCUAUUGUAAAGCAGUGCACACACCACGGGCUGGUCUGUCCCCCUGCCCUCCGAGUUAUCCAGGGAGCAGAAUUCACCAUGUACCAAACAGGGCCUCUGAAGUCCCUUUGGCCCUGACACUGUAGGGUCCUCGGAGUCUCCUCUUGUCACCGACCACCACCUGGAAAUCAGAGGGGAUGUAACUACACAAUUGCCCGCAGGUGGCGCUGUGUUCCCUGGGGGUGAUGGAUGAUUGGGAAAUGAAUGUUGGUGCCUUUUGCGUCACAAGUUAAUGUUAAGAUGCUAAUGUUUUAAUCAAAAUAAGCACUCAUAAUCAAGAUAUAAGCUUUACUCACAGGAAAUUUUCUGUCAUAAAAACAGUGUCAAGUACCACAAAAGAGCCUACAAGGAUGGUCCUUCCAAGUCAAGAUUUUAUCCUGAUUGGAAACAGGCCGUCUCCGGUUGUGAGAAUGGAUUGGUUGGAAGCAUAACUUACCUCCUGUCAGCUUUUAGGGUAAUUUGAUUGUGAAAGUGUGAAUUUUCUGGACAGAGAAUGGGAAGGUAUUAAAAAUUUUUUAAAAUAGGUUUAACGUCUGUUAUAUCACAAAUCAGUGUUAAAAUACUAAUUCUGUAACCACAAUAAAUGUCCUAUGUUACCAAGAAA